GAUCUCCUGAUUACGAUCGUGAAUGAUCUAUCUCCAGUCUCAUUAUCCACCGCUGAAAAUACUCUCGUCUCCUCCCCUCCCGUCUUCGUCUCUGCUUCCCCACCGGGCCGACGUCCCCUCCGACCCCUUCGUUGUGUCGUGUCGGUCCUUAUCCUCGAGGAGUCAAUCGCCAUCAACAUGUCUCUCCACACUUCCUACCACGCCGACUCCGAUGCCGACGACGAGUACGAGCGCAGCGUCAUCACGUCCCCCCACUUGGCCACCGAUUCCGAGGCGUCUCCCUCCGAAUCCGACUUCCCCUCUUCCGAACAGACUCCAACCACCUUUGCAAAUGCCGAUGAACAUCCUAAAUCCCCCAGAACCAUCAUCACCGAAUGGACAGUCGAAGAGUGCGCCCACUUUCUUGCCGCCCUCGGUCUCCGUCAAUAUUGUCCCGCCUUCCUCGAAAAUGAGAUCGUGGGGGAAGCGCUUAUUGCUCUGAAACAUGAUGAGUUGAAGGAGAUGGGGAUUGCUAGCGUGGGGCAUCGAUUAACUAUUCUCAAGAGUGUCUAUGAAACAAAGGUGAAACAAGAUAUUCCGCUAGAUGCAGACCAUUAUAUUCCUCUCUCGGCGGACCAAAGUAUGAAUGAAACUGCGUCACAGGAGGAUGUCGCUCGUUUAAUCCAGUCCAUUCGGUUGCGAGAUGAGCGUAUCGUCACCGUGGAGUCUGAGCUGCGCCGUAUGGCGGAGGACUAUCGUCGGCUGAGAGAGGAGCUUCUGCCGGUUUUCAAGAUGGCCAAGGACCGUUCGCAACCGUUGCCCCCUCCCACAUCCAUGGCAAGUUCGGGCCCCGACGGAUACCACGAUAGUCAGCAGACGCUGGUGUCGCCUUCUGGGAUCACUCUCCUGGACCGCUCAGCUACCCUCUCUCGACAAAUUUCCAAAAGGCUUCACACGGGAGGCACCACCCCCAAGAACAAUUCCCCUACUCAUAUCCCACCCUCAAUUCAUGAAGGCCGUAUGUAUCACGACAAUGGCGUGCUAGACCCCUCAACGGCGCUCUACUCGAAUGGAAAGUCGCAGUUGUCUCCAGGAAUCCCGUCUCCCACCUCUCCAGGCGUCCACUAUACCGCAGCGCAGACUUUGGGGUCUCGAUCAUAUCAACCCACUUCCAACACUAGCCGUAGCCCCUACGACCACCACGACGACCCCUCAACAUCGCAAAACCGUGAACGCUUGAAUCCUACACCAACACAACCAAACCGUCCCGACAUCCCGACCCGAUCAGAUUCCAGAGCUGGCAAUGGUAGUGGCAAUGACCCGCCGAGCGUGGAAAUAUUCAAGUCAUUCCGUGUCUCCAUGGAGGAUCCCUGCUAUAAGGUUCUUCCCGCUGCAUUGAAGAAGUACAAUAUCAAUGCCGACUGGAAGCAAUAUGCACUGUAUAUUGUGUAUGGCGACCAAGAACGUUGUUUGGGCUUGGAAGAGCGGCCGCUCAUUCUCUUCAAGCAGCUGGAAAAGGAGGGACGGAAACCGAUGUUCAUGUUGCGAAAGCAACUGCAGCACCCCGAAAGCAGCUAUCCGCCAGUCAAUCCUGUGCCUAACAGUGCUGGAUUUGAAAGCAGACAGGCACAGAUCAAUUUACCCGGCGGAGUGCUGUGAUCUGUCUGUUAUGGGCGCCGUGGGACAUAUCUCCCCGCUGCAGCGUCAGCUCUAAAUGAGAUUCGUGACAUUGCUCUCUGUUGCUUGAGAUACCCCUUUCCAAGUAAUCACGUUUCAUCUUUUACCUUCUUCUUCUCAUCUUUCGGUGCCUUAAUUGCUCUUUUGACCUGAAAUCUUUAGUUUACAGGGUGUUUGGUGUUUGUGUCGGUGUUUGGGCA
Aspergillus caelatus is the source of this 1856-nucleotide messenger RNA. Its product is annotated as adaptor protein STE50. The record is from RefSeq and is a predicted model, not a curated record. Bases 178 to 1638 code for a protein of 486 amino acids. The transcript has 3 exons. Lineage: Eukaryota; Fungi; Ascomycota; Eurotiomycetes; Eurotiales; Aspergillaceae. Gene Ontology annotation, biological process: signal transduction. Gene Ontology annotation, molecular function: protein binding.